CAAGACUUUCCUUUCCAACAGAAUAUGACAGAUACCUAGCAUCUAGCAAAACGAUGGCAGCAGCUUACCUUGAUCCAAACUUGAAUCAUACACCAAGUUCAAGUGCAAAGACACACCUCAGUACUGGGGUGGAGCGUUCCCCAGGGGCCAUGGAACGAGUCUUAAAGGUCUUCCAUUACUUUGAAAGUAGCAGUGAGCCAACAACGUGGGCCAGUAUUAUCCGGCACGGAGAUGCUACUGAUGUCCGGGGCAUAAUUCAGAAGAUAGUGGACAGUCACAAAGUAAAGAAUGUGGCCUGUUAUGGAUUACGGCUCAGUCACCUGCAAUCUGAGGAGGUCCACUGGCUACAUCUGGACAUGGGUGUAUCCAAUGUGAGGGAGAGGUUUGAAUUAGCCCACCCUCCAGAGGAAUGGAAAUAUGAAUUGCGAAUCCGAUAUUUACCAAAAGGAUUUCUGAAUCAGUUUACGGAGGACAAGCCAACACUAAAUUUUUUCUAUCAGCAGGUGAAAAAUGAUUAUAUGUUAGAAAUAGCAGAUCAAGUGGACCAGGAAAUUGCUUUGAAGCUAGGUUGCCUUGAAAUCCGGAGAUCCUACUGGGAGAUGAGGGGCAAUGCACUAGAAAAGAAGUCCAACUAUGAAGUUUUAGAGAAAGAUGUUGGCUUAAAGAGAUUUUUUCCGAAGAGUUUGCUGGAUUCUGUAAAGGCCAAAACACUAAGAAAACUGAUUCAACAAACAUUUCGACAGUUUGCCAUCCUCAAUAGAGAAGAAAGUAUUCUGAAAUUCUUUGAGAUCCUGUCUCCAGUAUACAGAUUUGACAAAGAAUGCUUCAAAUGUGCUCUUGGUUCAAGCUGGAUUAUUUCAGUGGAGCUGGCAAUUGGCCCAGAAGAAGGAAUCAGUUACCUUACAGACAAGGGCUCUAAUCCUACCCACUUGGCAGAUUUCAAUCAAGUGCAGACUAUUCAGUAUUCAAACAGUGAAGACAAGGACAGAAAAGGGAUGUUACAGCUCAAAAUAGCAGGAGCACCUGAGCCUCUGACAGUGACAGCACCAUCCUUAACCAUUGCAGAGAAUAUGGCUGACCUGGUAGAUGGAUAUUGCAGACUGGUAAACGGAGCCACUCAGUCUUUUAUUAUCAGGCCUCAGAAAGAAGGUGAAAGAGCUUUACCAUCAAUACCAAAGCUGGCCAAUAAUGAGAAGCAAGGAGUAAGGUCACAUACAGUCUCUGUAUCAGGAGUCAGUCACUGUCAGCAUAAAGUAAAGAAAGCUAGGCGCUUUCUCCCUUUCGUCUUCUGUUCCCAUGAGCCACCGCCUAAGGAUGAAAUUAGUGGGGACGAAACAGAUGACUAUGCAGAGAUUAUAGAUGAAGAAGAUACUUACACAAUGCCCUCAAAAAGCUAUGGAAUAGAUGAAGCCAGGGAUUAUGAGAUUCAGAGGGAGAGAAUUGAACUGGGACGCUGUAUCGGUGAAGGACAGUUUGGAGAUGUACAUCAAGGAGUUUACAUGAGUCCAGAAAAUCCAGCCAUGGCUGUUGCAAUCAAAACAUGUAAAAACUGCACUUCAGACAGUGUGAGAGAGAAAUUCUUACAAGAAGCCUUAACAAUGCGUCAGUUUGAUCACCCCCACAUUGUGAAGUUGAUUGGAGUUAUUACGGAAAACCCAGUCUGGAUAAUCAUGGAGCUCUGUACACUAGGGGAGCUGAGAUCAUUUUUGCAAGUAAGAAAAUACAGUUUGGAUCUGGCCUCUUUGAUACUCUAUGCUUACCAGCUUAGCACAGCACUUGCCUACUUAGAGAGCAAAAGAUUUGUACAUAGGGAUAUUGCUGCUAGAAAUGUGCUGGUAUCCUCCACUGAUUGCGUGAAAUUAGGUGACUUUGGUUUGUCCCGAUAUAUGGAAGACAGUACUUACUAUAAAGCUUCCAAAGGAAAAUUACCUAUCAAAUGGAUGGCUCCAGAGUCAAUCAACUUCCGACGUUUUACCUCAGCUAGUGAUGUGUGGAUGUUUGGUGUGUGUAUGUGGGAAAUUUUAAUGCAUGGAGUAAAGCCCUUCCAAGGAGUGAAGAACAAUGAUGUGAUUGGUCGAAUUGAGAAUGGUGAACGGUUACCAAUGCCUCCAAACUGCCCUCCUACUCUCUACAGCCUUAUGACCAAGUGCUGGGCAUAUGACCCCAGCAGACGACCCAGGUUUACUGAACUUAAAGCACAGCUCAGUACAAUAUUGGAGGAAGAGAAGCUGCAGCAAGAAGAACGAAUGAGAAUGGAAUCAAGGCGACAAGUCACAGUGUCCUGGGAUUCAGGAGGAUCAGAUGAAGCCCCUCCCAAGCCCAGCAGACCUGGUUAUCCCAGUCCAAGAUCCAGUGAAGGGUUUUAUCCUAGUCCACAGCAUAUGGUACCGCCCAAUCAUUACCAGGUCUCUGGCUAUCCUGGUUCUCAUGGGAUACCAGCCAUGGCAGGCAGCAUUUAUCCUGGCCAGGCAUCUCUUUUGGAUCAAGCAGAUUCCUGGAACCAUCGGCCUCAGGAAAUAUCAAUGUGGCCCCCCACCAUGGAGGAUUCUGGCACUUUGGACAUGCGAGGAAUGGGACAGGUCCUACCAACACAUCUAAUGGAGGAGAGAUUGAUACGACAGCAACAAGAAAUGGAGGAAGAUCAGCGCUGGCUUGAAAAAGAGGAGAGAUUCCUGAAACCUGAUGUGCGGCUCUCCAGAGGCAGCAUAGACCGAGAGGACGGGAGCCUCCAGGGCCCGGCUGGUAACCAGCACAUAUAUCAGCCUGUGGGUAAACCCGAUCAUGCAGCUCCGCCAAAGAAACCACCUCGUCCUGGAGCCCCCAGCCAUUUGGGUAGCCUUGCCAGUCUCAACAGCCCUGUGGACAGCUACAAUGAAGGAGUGAAGCCAUGGAGGCCACAGGAAAUCAGCCCUCCCCCCACUGCCAACUUGGAUCGUUCCAAUGACAAGGUGUAUGAGAAUGUAACUGGACUGGUGAAAGCUGUAAUAGAAAUGUCCAGUAAAAUCCAGCCUGCCCCUCCAGAGGAGUAUGUACCCAUGGUGAAGGAAGUUGGUUUGGCACUUCGAACUUUACUGGCAACAGUAGAUGAGACCAUUCCAGUGCUCCCUGCAAGUACUCACCGAGAGAUUGAGAUGGCACAGAAGCUAUUGAACUCUGACUUGGCUGAACUGAUUAACAAGAUGAAAUUGGCCCAGCAAUACGUCAUGACUAGCCUGCAGCAGGAAUACAAAAAGCAAAUGCUCACAGCUGCUCAUGCUCUGGCUGUGGAUGCCAAAAACUUGCUGGAUGUUAUUGAUCAAGCCAGAUUGAAAAUGACUGGUCAGUCCAGACCCCAUUAAACACUGAGGAAGAAUUUUUUGUCAUUCUUUUUAAGAAUAUU
Emys orbicularis (European pond turtle) is the source of this 3379-nucleotide messenger RNA. It is a transcript of the gene PTK2, whose product is annotated as protein tyrosine kinase 2. Gene Ontology annotation, cellular component: cytoskeleton; focal adhesion. Gene Ontology annotation, biological process: signal complex assembly; protein phosphorylation. Lineage: Eukaryota; Metazoa; Chordata; Testudines; Emydidae. The coding region runs from base 54 to 3338 and encodes 1094 amino acids. Gene Ontology annotation, molecular function: protein tyrosine kinase activity; ATP binding. The record is from RefSeq and is a predicted model, not a curated record. The transcript has 35 exons.